Messenger RNA from Kazachstania africana CBS 2517, 1683 nucleotides. It is a transcript of the gene LCB2, whose product is annotated as serine C-palmitoyltransferase LCB2. Bases 1 to 1683 code for a protein of 560 amino acids. The transcript has a single exon. Gene Ontology annotation, cellular component: serine palmitoyltransferase complex. Lineage: Eukaryota; Fungi; Ascomycota; Saccharomycetes; Saccharomycetales; Saccharomycetaceae. The record is from RefSeq and is a predicted model, not a curated record. Gene Ontology annotation, molecular function: pyridoxal phosphate binding; serine C-palmitoyltransferase activity. Gene Ontology annotation, biological process: ceramide biosynthetic process; sphingosine biosynthetic process.
AUGAGUACACAAGCCAACCAGACUACUGUUCCAUUGCUCGGACCAGAAAUCCUUUCUAUCGAGUCUAAAAGGGAAAAUGAAUUUGGUUCUUUGACGAGUAAAGAUUAUCUUCACCAAGUUAAAGUAGUCGAAAAACCGUUAGCACCUCCUGUCAUCGACACGCCUCCAUAUUAUAUCCUAUUGAUAACGUAUCUUAACUAUUUAAUCCUGAUCAUUCUUGGUCAUAUUCGUGACUUUCUGGGUACUACGUUCCAAAAAAAGAAGCAUGCUGUCUUUUUAGAACAAGAUGGUCUAGCUCCAUGGUAUUCUAAGUUCGAGAGUUUUUACAUUAGAAGACUCAAGAUGAGAAUUGAUGACUGUUUCUCAAGACCUACUACGGGUGUUCCUGGUAGAUUCAUACGCUGCAUCGACAGAAUUUCUCACAAUUUAAAUGAAUAUUACACUUAUCCAGGCACGGAUUCAAUGUGUUUGAACUUGUCUGCCUAUAACUAUCUAGGUUUUGCUCAAAGUGAAGGUAAAUGCACAGACGCAGCUUUGAAAGCCGUAGAUGAAUAUGGUGUCUAUUCCAGUGGAUCCAGAUCUCAAAUUGGUACAACCGAUUUACAUAGAUAUACUGAACAAUUAAUUGCUGAUUUUAUAGGUAAAGAAGAUUCAAUGAUCUUUUCCAUGGGUUACGGUACGAAUGCAAACUUCUUCAAUGCUUUCUUAGAUUCUAAAUGUCUUGUCAUUUCAGAUGAAUUGAACCAUACUUCAAUUAGAACAGGUGUUAGAUUAUCUGGUGCUGCUGUAAGAGCUUUCAAACAUGGUGAUAUGAAGGGCCUUGAAAAAUUAAUCAGAGAUCAAAUUGUCAUGGGUCAACCAAAGACAAAUCGUCCUUGGAAGAAGAUUUUAAUUUGUGUCGAAGGUUUAUUUUCUAUGGAAGGUACCAUGUGUGAUCUACCAAGAUUAGUCGAAUUGAAAAAAAAGUAUAAGUGUUACUUAUACGUCGAUGAAGCUCAUUCUAUUGGUGCUAUUGGUCCUACCGGUCGUGGUGUUUGUGAAUUAUUUGGUGUCAAUCCAAAGGAUGUUGAUAUUUUAAUGGGUACUUUAACCAAAUCAUUUGGUGCCGCUGGUGGCUAUAUCGCUGCCGACAAAUGGAUUAUUGAUAGAUUAAGAUUAGAUUUAAGUACACCAAGUUACGCUGAACCAUCUCCUGCCCCUGUUUUAGCUCAAAUUACAUCUUCUUUGGAAAUCAUCAUGGGAAAACUUAACCCAGGUGAAGGUACUGAAAGAUUACAACGUAUCGCCUUCAAUUCUCGUUACUUGCGUCUAGGCCUAAGAAGAUUAGGUUUCAUCGUCUAUGGUACCGCUGAUUCUCCCGUUAUUCCAAUGUUACUAUACUGCCCAUCCAAAAUGCCCGCUUUUUCAAGAAUGAUGUUACAAAGAAAGAUUGCCGUCGUUGUUGUCGCAUACCCUGCUACUCCAUUAAUUGAAUCAAGAGUCAGAUUCUGUAUGUCUGCAUCUUUAACGAAAGAAGAUAUUGAUUAUUUAUUACGCCAUGUUAAUGAAGUUGGAGAAAAAUUAAAUUUGAAGUUAAAUACUGGAAAAUCAAGUUGGGAUGGUAAAGUUCAAAGAUGGGACAUUGAGGAUGUUAUUAAGAAGACACCUGAAGAUUGUAAGCAUGACAAAUAUUUUGUCGAUUAA